AUCAUGAUUUAAAAAAUUAUCGGUUCUACAAAAUCAUGUAUGGAAUUUUAAGGAAGGUGGCGUUUCACGCAAUACAGGUAUGUAUCGAUUGUAUGUGUGGGGUGGCCGGCAUGAGUGAAGGCCGACGAAUGGGACACAAUUUUCGUAACGGCUCUUUGCGAAACUUAAAACUGUUCGGAUAAACCGGGAUAAACUGAACGAUGAGCAUGAACGUGAGAUGAUGCCAGGCACGUCUCGCCAAUUAGGAACUUUGAACGGCUGGCAGAUGUUCAAUAGUUUUUUACAAUUCAAUACAAUUGAGGGAUGCAAAGCGUGCCAACAACGUUUUCAAUAUACGAGUAUUGUCUUUAUAGUCCUGAGUGGGACACAUUGAUGGAGGUUCAUCAUGAACCAAUUGAGAAAAACUACAAACUAUUGGAAGAAAUUGGCAAAGGACAAUUUGCAAUAGUACGAAAAUGUAUGGAAAUAAAGACUGGGGAGUUAUAUGCUGCCAAAAUUAUGAGAAAAAGACGCGUUGCCAGAGGUGUGGCAGCAGCAGAUAUUGCUCGAGAAGCAGGUUUAUUAGCAAGGCUAAGGCACCCAAAUAUUGUUUCAUUGCACAAAGUUGUAGACACAGGCACAACAGUUGUUUUACUCUUAGAAUUAAUUUCUGGAGGGGAACUCUUUCAUUGGGUACCAUCUGGUGAAUUAGAAGCUGCACAUGUGGUUCGACAAGUUUUAAUGGCACUUAAUCAUUUACAUUCUCAUCAAGUUGCUCAUUUAGAUAUCAAACCUGAAAACAUUCUUUUAUCAACCCCUCCACCAAUGCCAAGUAUAAAGUUAAUAGAUCUAGGUCUUUCGCAUAGACUGAUACCUGGGUCUGAACACAGAGCACUAUUUGGUACACCUGAGUUUGUAGCUCCAGAAAUUGUAAAUUAUGAACCACUCAGUUUAGGAACUGAUCUUUGGGCAGUUGGUGUUCUAACAUACAUUCUUUUAAGUGGUGCAUCACCAUUUUUAGGUGAAGAUAAACAAGAAACUUAUGCAAAUGUUGCUGCAUGUCAAUAUCAAUUUGACAAUGAAUAUUUCAGUACAGUAUCUGAAAUUGCCAAAGACUUCAUACGAUCCUUGUUGAUCAAGGAUCCAAAAGAAAGAGGAACUGCAGAAUCGUGCCUUAAACAUCCUUGGAUCCUCACGGAAUCAGAAGCCUCUCAAGGUCUUGGUGAAGCUAUGAUUAGCGCUGUUAAACGAGGCUGUAUUGAGGCUGUUUCUCAGUUAUUACUGCAAGGAGCACCAUUGAAUGUAAAAGAUUCUAAAGAAGACACACUUUUACACCUUGCAUGUGAAACAGGAGAUGAAGGAAUGGUAACUUUUUUAAUAGAAAGUGGGAUAGAUCUGGAUACCCCUAAUAAAAAAGGCUUAACACCACUACACGUGGCUGCUAGGCAUGGUUUCAUUAAUCUUGUUAGACAUUUGUGCCUUGCCGGUUGUGAUGUUGACAAGACAAAUCGAGGAAUUAGGGCUGAUGUAACAGCAAUUAAAUACGGACAUCCUGAUAUUGCAUCACUAUUGGAUAAGCUUCGAAACCCUAUUCAACGCGAAAAUUACAUUAAACAGCUACAACCAACACACAGACCAAUAGAUCGUUUACACAUAAGACUUUUGGGGCACUGUGCAUCGGGAAAAUCAUCUUUAAUAAAUUCUUUAAAAUCAGGAAUUUUUAGUUUCGGAUUCUUUAGAAGAUCAAGAAGUCAGAACUAUACAGCAAAGAGGGAACCAAGCAUUGAACUAGAUGUAACUAGCAAGCAUGGUUCACUUAGUUUUGAAUAUAGCGACAAUGAAUACGAAGGUACACAAGGAGUAGAUUGGAGCCGCGGUAACGUAGGCGGAGAAUGUAUCUUUUGGGAAUUAUGCGGUCGCGAAGACUUUUUAGCAUCUUAUCAUUAUGUUCUUACUUUUCAACAACCUGCCGUACACCUUAUCACAGUUAGCCUUAGAGAACCUCUCACUGUGCAACUUCAGCAAGUAAAAUUUUGGUUGCGAUUUAUCACAGAUCGUAUCGCGCCUACUAAUUUUGGUUUCGGUGGCAAAUACAAUGAUGUUAAAGUAAUCUUAGUUGGAACUUAUGCUCCCGAACCUCUUGCUCCAAAUUCAAAUAGUGGUAGUCUACUUGCUCCACUUUUACCUUUUUUGAAAGAGUUUACACCAGUUUUGGGAGAUGAACCUCAAAUGGUCGCAGUAGAUGCAACUAACCCUUCUAGUCCUGGUCUAAAACUUCUAAGAUCUUACUUGAAUAAUGCAAGGAUGGAAUUUUUAGAGGAAGGACCGGAAGUUGCAGAAAGUAUUCUUCGACGUGACACGCCGCGGGCCGCGGCCUCGUAUGUGCCCUUGGCGAAUCUUGAUAAACAGAGUGCAUUAGUGUGGACUGGUCUUGCCGAAGCUUGGAGGUCGUAUGUUCAAUCUUUAGAGGUACCUCUGGUAAUGCUUACACAGGAAGAAUUUUUGAGGGAAGUGAGAAAAAUUAAUCCGUUAGUUUGUUUAGAACAUUGUAGACAUCUUGGACUACAGUUACAGAAUUUAGGAGAAUGUAUGCUUCUUCCUGGAAAUUUAAUAGUGUUAAGUCCAGAGUGGUUUUGGCAGGAUGUAAUAAAUUGGCAGUUAAGUCCUGAACAAAGAGGACGUCUCGGAGGUCGUACAACAGGAGUUUAUGCUUUAGAGGAUUUUCAGGCUCGUUGUCCUUGUCCUGCAGGCCAGGCCUUGCAAGCUUUGCAAGCUGUGAAUUUAUGUGUUCCGUGCGAAGUGGACGAUGAUGAAGUGGAAUAUGAGAUACCCUGUUUGAAUCUCGUUGAACGUUUACCAGGAUUAUGGGAACCAUGGAAACCGUGUUCCAAUAUUUUACCUCAUACCGGUCUUCGUCUUUCUCCAUCCGAAGCACCUUUGUAUCAUUUAAUUGCAAUAUUCCCACACUUGCAAUCACAGUUAAGGAAGAUCACUCAAUCGUGGGAUCCAUCAAAUUCAGAUUUAUAUCAAUGGUGGCGAGGAUCAAAAUUAUGUAUCGGACCUUGCGAAAGUAUAAUCACUUUCGAAGAUGAAGAUCAAAGUUACGUAGAAGUAAGAGUACGCGGACCACGAGGUACCAGCGCUCAGUGUUUCGCUCUUCUCAGUAUUAUUCUUGAUGCUGUUGAGACAACCAUAGAAUUAGUUGCUCCUGGGAUGUUACUUGAAAGACAUUGGUUAAGUCCUAGCCAGCUUCGGGAGUAUGACGAAAUUAUACAUUCUUGGGAACCAGCGCCGAUGAUAUCCGCUUUGAUAGACAAAGGUCUUGAAGAAGCAACUCUUAAAAAUCCUUUGAACGGUAAAGAAGAAACUGUAUGGGAAAUAGUAGGAUGUGGAUUACCGUUGAUAGAAAAUUGUCUUCCUGGACCAAAACAGCCAAUCAAGUACAUCAAAUCUGCUGUUCAAAGAAGAUUAGCGCAGAUGUUGGAUCCUCCUGAUCGUCACGGGAGAGACUGGUGUUUACUCGCUGUAAGACUUGGUUUGGGAGAUCGAGUUGCUCAGUUAGAUAGCACAGUAGAUAGUCCAACGUUGAGGUUACUUAACAAUGCUGGCGCUGAUUGCACUGUAGGUUCUUUAAUACUACAGCUUCGAGCUCUUGAUCGUGAAGAUGCUGUACAUCUUUUGCUUUCUUAUACACCAACAUACAUAUUAUCAACAGGUACUGAUUCCGAAACAGGAUCAAAUCUUUCCAGAUGACAAUGUUGCAUUUAUCAAUGGUGCGUUAAUACUUUUUAAAGACGGAUUUCUGAAGCAAAUUUUUUCCCAUACGAUGGGUUUGAUAGACUUAUUACAUCACUGCUUCCGCCCAAACAGUAAAUUGUGCAUUGCUCUUUAAGCUAAGUACGUGCAUUGUAAUAGUACAUUUUCUGUGUACUUCCUUAGAAGUAUAUUAAAAUGCACACGCACUGAUAUGUACUUUUGUAUACAAAAUAUUAGAAUGCACUUUGAGUGGCACAAAUUUCAUUUAACUUGUUCUUUUUAUUAUUAAGUACUUACGUACAUUUUGUAUUUGAAAAGUUGCAUAAUUUACACGAAUUUGCAUGUGUUUUCUUAUGAACUUUUAUAACACAUGAUAAUUUAAGUAUAUUUGUUAGCAUAACAAGAAAGUAUUUAUAAUUCUACGUUUCUGUUAGGUUUUGAAAUAUUUACUUAACAAGAUUUAUUACAAACGAAUAAUUUUUAAUAACUAAAGUUUCAUUUUUAAUUUUAAAGUCUACUCGUAAGCAUUUGUAUUGUGAUAUUACAUUAAUUGCAUCUUUCAUCGAGUUUCUUAAGUGAAUUUAUAUUAGAGAAAUAAUUCUAAGUAAUAUGUGUACACACGUGUGACCCAUACGAAAAUGCAUUUACACACUAUAAAACACGAUACUAUCGUAUUUGAUACUAAUAUUGUUUUGAAAGCUUUUCUUGAUAUGCAUAUAUACUCUACCAUGCCAAAACUCAGUGUCAAUACGCGCUGCUUUCUAUGAUAUUUAGAAACUAUUUACGCGAGAAAAAGGAGUGAAACAGUUCGCACAAUUAUUUGCUUUUUCUACAUCUAUGGAAGCUCUAUUCUUACGUGGAUAUAUCUUUUACUAAAUCGACAUUCCUGCGAUGUUUGUUAUGUGCCAUAAACGAUACUUGCUCAUCGUAUCUAUUAAAGCGUUCAAACAUUUCUCUGAACUAUCAAAAUUGAUCCUUUUUUUUUUAUAUGGAAACUAAGUACUUUCUCAUUAACAAAGCCGAAGCUUGCAACACGAAGGAUCACUUGUUCAACAAAUUUCAGUAGUUGUUUUGUAAAUUUAAGAACAUUAAAACAUGGUGCACCGUUCGUAUGCGACACGCAUGGAUAUUAUAUCAUUAAACCAGUGAAGUUUGUUGUUCGUGGAGGAUUUAUUCUUUGAACAUGUGUCUAUUAUGUAAUCUCCACUAUUUAAAUGUAACGUGUUAAGUAGAGUAUCGUUUGUAUUCUUACUUUACCUAACACGACGUUUGAUACAGAUCUUGAAACACGCGAAAAUGUUUCUUUGUAUUAGAAAAAUAUUUGUAAGGUGUAUCUAAGAUACUUCUGUUAUCUCUGUGUUCUAUUUCUAUGUACGUGUUUAUUGUGAAAUGAACAUUUAUUAUACACCCUAUAAAGUGAUACAGACUUUUGGUACUGAUGUACUUUUCUAAAUUAGUACUUUUCAAGUAUGUACGCAUUUCUCACGCACUGUGUUCAUCUUACAUUUACACGUUGAUGUUCAACACGCUGAAUUUUCUAAUGUUUCCUGUUUGCUAAUCGACUGUUUUCGCACUUUAUACGUAUGAUUCUGUAAAAAUGUUCGAUUGAAGAUUUUCAAUCGCUUGGUAUUUGUUAAUUAAUUGUACGACGUUGUUUAUUCGUUUUGCAAUCUCGUUGAAACAACAGCCGAUCUUUGUAACGACACAUUCGAUUUCUCUAAAUACGCAAAUUUUAGUAUUUGCAUUUCAUAAUGUUUGCUUAGUACAACGUAGGAGUAACGACAUAAGCGUUAAUUAAGGCGAAAUUUAACAGCACGAAGGUUCGCGCAGAAUAAUAAAUUCUAAGGCUACGAUAAAUCGUUGUUAUUUAUAUAUCUUGUAAUAAAAAAGAAACGCUAGAACAAUAGAGAUUUUCAUUUUGUUGUAAUUAAUAGAAUUUACAUUUUUCUAGUUUUUAUAAUAACUUCGAUGUCAUACGAAAUUGCCCUUUCUAAAACUGGCCUGUAAAUUCGCUUCAAAAAACCUAACAAACCUAACUAAUUAGUUUGAUGAACUGUGUCAUUAGCAAAUCGAUUUCGUAAGAUUGUAAUCAAAAUCGACAUAGAAAUAUCGUGUUAGCGUUCCCUUGAACAUUAAAAAAUAUUGACGGGUAAAAGAGUUACUGUUAAAUAGAAAUAUCUCUAUAAGUUUCUAAAACGUAACGUAAAUUAGAUUAAGAAAUCGUGCUCUUAAAUUAAACGCUGUUAAAGUGUCAAGAAUUUGCGUGCCGUUUGAUUUAAUAGAAUGUACUUAAGUUUCUUGUCGGAACCUUUGUGAAAACAUCUGGUCGAUGGUAGUGAAAGCUAACACGAAUUCUGUAUAACAAUUAUACGCUGCGCAUUUAUUUGUAAUUACAAGAGAUAAGAAAUACAUUAGCCGAAUGAAUGUGUAAUUAUUCCUUUUAUACUAGAGAAAAGAUGUCAAAUAAAAUUACGUUGCUUCAUAA
Osmia lignaria (orchard mason bee) is the source of this 6220-nucleotide messenger RNA. Its product is annotated as death-associated protein kinase 1. Gene Ontology annotation, cellular component: nucleus; cytoplasm. Gene Ontology annotation, molecular function: ATP binding; protein serine/threonine kinase activity; protein binding. NCBI's taxonomy places the organism in Eukaryota, Metazoa, Arthropoda, Insecta, Hymenoptera, Megachilidae. The record is from RefSeq and is a predicted model, not a curated record. Gene Ontology annotation, biological process: protein phosphorylation; positive regulation of apoptotic process; intracellular signal transduction.